GCCGCCUCCGUUUGCGCCGGGUCCGCGCUGCCGGCCGCGCUCUUGGCGCUCUCCGCUGCGGCCGUUCGGAGCAAUGAUUAACCCGGCGGGCCAGCCGGCGCGGGGCCCGGGGCGGAGGCGCGGGACCGGGGCGGGACCCCGGAGGGCCGCUCAGCUUCCUGCUCUCGCCCAAGUUUCCUCGUAGAGGGCGCAGUGCCGGCCGGGGCCCGCGGCGCGGCGUGGCGCAGGGCGCGGCGCCGGGCGCGCGUGGGCGCGGAGCGGGCCGCCGGGGUCACCAUGAGGACUCUCCGCAGGUUGAAGUUCAUGAGUUCGCCCAGCCUCAGUGACCUGGGCAAGAGAGAGCCGGCUGCCGCCGGCGCGGACGAGCGGGGCACGCAGCAGCGCCGGGCCUGCGCCAACGCCACCUGGAACAGCAUCCACAACGGGGUCAUCGCCGUCUUCCAGCGCAAGGGGCUGCCCGACCAGGAACUCUUCAGCCUCAACGAGGGCGUCCGGCAGCUGCUGAAGACGGAGCUGGGGUCCUUCUUCACCGAGUACCUGCAGAACCAGCUGCUGACGAAAGGCAUGGUGAUCCUGCGGGACAAGAUCCGCUUCUAUGAGGGACAGAAACUGCUGGACUCACUGGCAGAGACGUGGGACUUUUUCUUCAGUGACGUGCUGCCCACACUGCAGGCCAUCUUCUACCCGGUGCAGGGCAAGGAGCCGUCUGUGCGCCAGCUGGCCCUCCUGCACUUCCGGAAUGCCAUCACCCUGAGUGUGAAGCUGGAGGAUGCGCUGGCCCGCGCCCACGCCCGCGUACCCCCUGCCAUCGUGCAGAUGCUGCUGGUGCUGCAGGGGGUGCACGAGUCCCGGGGCGUGACCAAGGACUACUUGCGCCUUGAGACGCUGAUCCAGAAGGUGGUGUCGCCCUACCUCGGCACCUACGGCCUCUACUCCGGAGAGGGCCCCUUCACACAUUCCUGCAUCCUGGAGAAGCACUUCCUGCGCCGCUCCCGCUCGGGGGAUGUCCUGGCCAAGAACCCGGUGGUGCGCUCUAAGAGCUACAACACCCCACUGCUGAACCCCGUGGCAGAGCACGAGGCCGAGGGAGCAGCGCCCGGAGGCCCCGGCAUCCGCAGGCACUCGGUCUCGGAGAUGACAUCCUGCCCCGAGCCCCAGGGCUUCUCCGACGCGCCCGGCCAGGCUCCCCCUGGGGCCUUCAGACCCUCUGUGGGCGCGCAGUCGGGGCCGUGCCCCAGCAGACUGUAUCCCCCCGCCCAGCCCACCGAACCUGGCCCAGGCGCCGCCCGCCCCUCCCCACCCUCCUCCAGUCCGGAGAACCUGGUGGACCAGAUCUUGGAGUCCGUGGACUCGGAUUCGGAAGGGAUCUUCAUUGACUUUGGCCGGGGCCGGGGCUCGGGCACGUCAGAGUUUGAGGGGGCCGGGGGUCGGCAGAGCAUCGUGUGACGGCCUCGCGUUUCUGCUGACCCCGUGUGUGUGUCUGGGGGGUGCGUGUGUGCAAGAGUUUUUUUACUCUGUCCCAUCCGGUCGGCUGUGGGCCCUAGCCACUUUGCCCUUCCUGAGUCUCGGUUGGAAAAAGCGUCACUAGCCGAGCCCCUGGCCCUGCUCCGUUCGGGGUGUUGGCCGCUCCGCUGCCUCCCGCAGGUCACCACGCACACUCGUCAGCCCUGUGUGCACCGAACAGACCUGGCCUCCCACCCCCAGCCUGCCCCAGCCCACCAGCGUCCACACCCACGGAGACUGAAUCCUGUGGCUUAGCCAGGCCUCCGGAACAAUCCCCAGGGCAGUGGGGGUUGGUAGCAGACCCGCCUUCCCCCUUCCCACUCACCUCAGGCCACGGCAUGACCUCCUGUGUGCCCCUGUCCCAGGCCCUCCUUGCAGCCUGUCCUCACUCUGCCCAGGGCGGCCGCGGGCAGGAAGAGGAUGGAAUAAAGCUGUGUGCCCCGAUCCCGAGCUUGUGUCUGCGACGCCAGGCCCCAGACAUCCUUCCCCGGUGCUCACCCUCAGAUUGCCCCUCGCCUCGCUGGGGUCUCCCCUCCCCACUCCCAGGGCGGGCAGGCUCCUAGUGUCUGGUUUCUCUGUCCUGUCCUGACAGUGGGGCCCAGGGACCCUGGAACGAAGAGCUGGAAAGCUGAGUAGCCUCUCAGGAGUGGCUGGGACCACGGCGGAGAAGGGGCUCGCUCAAAGGGUCAGGGGUCAGCGUGGCCAGCAGGGGGAGAAGGGCACGUGAGGUUCCUUCUGGGCUGGGUGGGGGAUGUUUUUUUGCACCCGGUUAGAAGCCAACGCUCUGACCCCGUUCAGAGUGCUCGCCUCCGGUGGAGUUUGUUUUCUUUUGGAGGUGGGGAGGGAGUACCCGGAGAGCAGGCCUAACGGAAGGGACCUGGAGAGUUCUGUGAGUCAGGUGGUCAGGGAGGGAAGGCUGAUGCCUCACCUGAUCCCAAAUCACAGGGGCCACCAGCCCAUGGGGAUGGGCGGGAGGAGCCCCCUGCAUGCGCGAGCUUCUGUCUACUAGGAUUCAGUUCACGAUGCGCAUACGCGGUGGGGCAGCAGAACCACAAGGAGCUCGGUCUUGUCAUUUGUGAGAUGGGAGUGUACUGACUUCACGAGCUCCGUGGCCACCCAGGCCUCGGAGGGUGCUCCAGGAACAGGUGGGGGGCCCCAGGUAGGGGGCAGCUGGGCAGCUGGGAGAGCAAGAGUGAGUGACCCCAGCCUCCAGGGAACCGGGACUGGGAAUUGGGCCGGAAGCCUGUCCCUGGUCUGAGAACCAAGGAGAAUGGCCAUUGGGCUGAGCUGAUGGGGCUGAGAUCCCUGAACGGCCCUCCGUGGCUCCCAGCUCCUUCAUGGAAGCCAGGAUAAGCCGGAGACCAGCUAACAUUGGGGUGGGGAGGUGGGGGGACCAUUACCAGCAGGGUCCCCUCAAGGCAGAAGGGCCAGGCAAAGGGCAGAAAUGGCAGGGACCUGUCUGAGCUCUGCCCUCACCGGGGUGCUGGGCCCUCUGUUACCUCCCCACCUCCUUGUGUGAAGGGCUCCAUUGUGGAGAUCUGAGCGUCCCAGGCCUCUGGGGACUCCAGUGCCUUUGUGGGGACCCCUGAGCUCCCUGCCCUGACCUGAGGGAGGCCCCAUACGCCAGCCAGUGGGGCCUCACCUGUGAUGGGGAGGCUGAAGCCCCAGGAGGGCGAGUGCUGAGCCUGGGUCCUGAAGAAGCCGAGGGGCUCCUUCAGCUGGGGCUGCCCCGCACCCCCUUAAAGGAGCAGCUCAUCGUCUGGGCUAGGAGCAGGUCUAUGUGUUAUAUCCAGCCUUGUUCAAAAAAUGUUUAUGGUAAUCUACGUCAAAACAUCUUGUUAUAAAUUGGUAAAUUACAUGUGAACAAUCAGGAUCAGGGAUUCUAUAAAUUAGGAUAAAGGACCUGCUGCCGUAGGUGCCCCCCCCCAACCCACAGAACCUUUCACACACAGAUAUGUGGGCCAUGGCCACCGGUGUCCCCUCCAAGAACCAAACUCCCUACAAUGAAGGUCACGUCCCUGAUCAGGUCUCACUUCGGCCACCAGGGAGCUCAGGCCGAGCCCCAAGCUGGCUGUGGCCAGUGUAGGCCUGUGGCUCUGUGUCUGCCCCAGUGGCCCACCAUCCUCCCACCCCACCCCACCCCCGCCUCCAGUCUCUCCACCUGUUCCCUCGACGGGACUUGUCCCUGAAACUUCAGGGGUAGAAACGGGUGGUGGGACCAGAACCUUCUGCAGGCAUUCCAGUUGUGCAGAAACCCAUGUGUAUGCAACCCCAUGGCCUGGAAGGGAGCUGAGCGCAAGAGAGGCCCCCGGGGCUUUAGCUUCAUGAGCUCUGGGAGACCUGCUCAGACAGAGGAGUCCGUGAUUAGUCUGUCCCCCAUGAGGAGGCUGCCUGUCCUGUCCCCGCUGAGUCCCCAGCCAUAGGUCAAGGAGUCUGUUGAAUGAGUGACAUCAUUGGUUAAUAGUUGAUUGUGCACAGCAUCACCAGGGAACCUUCUCCGAUGGAGCGUUUCCUAUGCGUCUCCAGGGCUGGGCUGUGAGAAACCGUCUUACUGUUUUUGUCU
Mirounga angustirostris (Northern elephant seal) is the source of this 4066-nucleotide messenger RNA. RefSeq names its product proline rich 5 (gene PRR5). The record is from RefSeq and is a predicted model, not a curated record. Gene Ontology annotation, biological process: TORC2 signaling. The transcript has 8 exons. Bases 277 to 1446 code for a protein of 389 amino acids. Gene Ontology annotation, cellular component: TORC2 complex. Lineage: Eukaryota; Metazoa; Chordata; Mammalia; Carnivora; Phocidae.